Messenger RNA from Nomia melanderi (Alkali bee), 3824 nucleotides. It is a transcript of the gene Ent3, whose product is annotated as equilibrative nucleoside transporter 3. Gene Ontology annotation, biological process: nucleoside transmembrane transport. The record is from RefSeq and is a predicted model, not a curated record. NCBI's taxonomy places the organism in Eukaryota, Metazoa, Arthropoda, Insecta, Hymenoptera, Halictidae. Gene Ontology annotation, cellular component: plasma membrane. Gene Ontology annotation, molecular function: nucleoside transmembrane transporter activity; monoamine transmembrane transporter activity.
GCGCAGAAAUCAAUGCUACUGAAGAUGUUCAAAGCAUGCGCCAGGAAGAUCGCGGAUCACGGUCUGUAUUACGCGUGAAGAAAUAAAUACGGUGCUGAUCAGGUGCGAUUAAACUGGUCGUUGAUUAGUGCAAGAUACUUGUACCCGGUGAAAUUCAGUGGUAAUCAGCAUAUGGUGAACCGGUCUCGUUGGUGAACGAUGGAUCCAUAAAAAAACUAGUUAGCUAGUUCGACGUUCUAUCUGGACCGUCAUCACCGACAGCUCUUCGGCGAAACAUGGAUGAGAAUUUAAGCCGGGGCUACGUGCAAUUAGGAAAAGCGAGAGGCAUGAACGAGUUCAAAUUCUCGAACGGCUUCACGCAUCUGUCGCCGCCGGUGGACAAACGGAACUUCGUAUAUUUCGCCCUGAUACUUUGCGGCAUCGGGUUCCUCUUGCCAUACAACAGCUUUAUCAUAGCUGUGGAUUAUUUCCAAACGAGAUAUCCUGGUACCACGGUGAUUUUUGAUAUGUCUCUCGUCUAUAUUAUCAUGGCAUUUUUCGCGGUAUUUGCGAAUAACAUUCUAGUGGAAACACUUUCCUUAAAUACGAGAAUAACAUUCGGAUAUCUGGUAUCUUUUAUUACUUUGAAUUUUGUUAUGAUAUGCGAGAUCUGGUGGGAACUAUUUGCUGUCACUACUUCUUAUAAAAUUAAUUUAGUUGCUGUCGCAAUAGUAUCACUCGGAUGCACAGUCCAACAAUCGAGCUUUUACGGAUACACGUCCAUGCUACCGAGCCGAUAUACUCAAGCAGUAAUGACGGGAGAAAGUAUUGCUGGUCUUUGGGUAUCCUCUGAUCGCAUUAUUACAAAGCUAUUGUUUGACGAUGUACGUAGCAAUACAUCUAUGUUUUUCAUUUUAUUGAAUACAUCGAUCUUGAUGUGUUUUGUAUUACAUCAAGUGGUUCGCAAGACUGACUUUGUGCAAUUCUAUAUAACACUAUGUCAGGAAAGGAACCGAAUAACGUUGGAACCAACUGAAGAUGUUGGUCUGAUGGACCCCUUGGAGCAAGUUGGAGAUUCUGCAAAGGGUCAGUAUGGAGUUUUGAAACUUCAGACCAGCCCUUUAGGGACUGAGUCCACAAGUGGGAAUACUGACUUGAACGGAAUUAAUCAAUAUUCAGCAUUUUCGUUCAGUAAUCCUGUGUAUGAACCUAGUGCACCAUCUGGAAAUCCUCCUGGUAGUGCUGGUCCUACUUAUAAAGUUGAGGAUGUUGUUAUUAUGAGGGGAACUUAUGGAAGUCAAACCAGUAAACCAUGGCCCGAAAUUAAAAGAGGUUUACUUGCAAGAAUUGAAGUGGCUAAGAUCAUAUUGCCAUACAUGGCGAGUAUCGGCGUUGCAUAUUUUGUCACGCUUUGUCUCUAUCCUGGUAUCAUGUCAGAAAUAAUUUCUUGUAAACUUGAAUCAUGGAUGCCAGUAAUCCUAAUGACUGCAUUUAACGCUUCUGAUGUAUUAGGCAAGCUCCUUGCAUUGAUACCCUAUGAGUGGAAACGUACACAGUUAUUGUAUUUUUCAUGUGGCCGAGUUAUAUUGAUACCUUUAUUCUUAUUAUGCGCAUUACCAAGAGUUGCACCAAUCCUCAGUGGUAUAGAGUAUCCAUUACUGUUUUCUUGUUUACUUGGUGUAACAAAUGGUAUUGUGGGUUCGGUACCAAUGAUGCAAGCACCUACUAAAGUUCCAGAAGGACAUCGUGAAUUAGCAGGGAAUAUCAUGACUUUAUCAUACACUAUGGGUCUAACAGUUGGUUCAUUAUUGGCAUACAUGAUGGAGACAUGCUUCGGAUUACCAGUACAAGCUAAAGAUGUGUGUCACAAGGUAAUAGAACACACAACAACACCUUUGAAUAAUAUAACAACAAGUACUUUGAUAAAUACUGUGUCUUCCACUUUACCUACAAUAGAAAAUGUUACACCAAAAGUAAAAACUACUGUUAGCGUUUUGACAACUCUUUUAACAUCUACUUUAAUGUCUAACACUACUAUUAGUACUCUAACAACUGGUAUUAUGGAAGUAUCGACAACAGUAUCCCCAAAAAUGUUAAUUAACGUUACUACUUCAGUUAAUAAUGCAAUUUUGCAACACUAGGACACGCAUGUUUGUGUGUUGUGUUGAAUCUGGUGCUUCUUAUGAAAAAAAUUAGCAUCCAGACGUAUACGUAUAAGAUAUUUUCUGCGUUAACUAACCAUCCCUUGCAUCUUCUGUUAUUUAAUGUGCAACAUCCCUACAAGAAACAUUGUUAAGUUUGAAUGUGUUAGAAUAUUUGGAACCUUUUGAAACUUAGAGGAAGUUGUAAAGUAUCGCCAGAUUGAACACACACACAACAAUUGAAAUUUUUUUAUCACUGUCAUUCCAUGAAUUGUAGCAAUUACUUUACUUCACUAUUUAAAUAACAUGUUAACCGAUGAGGAAAAGAUAUUUUUAAAUGAAUAAUGAAUAAGUCAAUAAAAAAAAGGAGAAUGAAUUAUCAUUGAAUUAAGCUAAACAACAAAUUUUCAUUGUUUCAUUAACACAAACACACCUGUCAAAUGAAAUGCUUCUAAAUUUUAUAAUAUCGAAAAAUAUGCGCCAAACACUCUUUGAACUUCUGGUUACUCUAAUUUGUUUUUUUUAAACGGUAUUGCGCUUUUGAUACCAUUGCAAAUUAUUUUAUUGUCUACUGCUUAUUAGAUACUAUCGUUGAAAAUGAGAAAAUUUCAAAUGUACAUGUAUAUGAAUUUGUUGCAUGUGAAUAAGAGAAUGAAUGUUUAUUAAUCCUUAAAUAAUACAAUGAUCAAUCAUUAUAAACACGAGAGAAAUCAUUUUAUUAAAUUCUGGUCAAUGUAUGAAUUUAUAUUAUUGAAUGUAAUAUCUAUUCCUGUUUUGGUCUAAUUAAUUCAAAAAUAACAAUGAAAUUAAAUGGAUGUUAGAAUCACAACAAAUAUUAUUUAAGGAUUAACUAAAUUUGUUAGGGCAUGGUAAAUAUGUUAUUCAUUAAAGUUGUUUAAGUUAUAUUUUCGUAGAACUAUUUGGGACGAUAAUAAUAAUUAAGUAUGGGAUGACAGUUCUUCUUGGAAAUUCGAACAUGCGAUGAAAUUGUUAGGUCAGUGGUUGAGAAAUAGUAACUUUACACGAAGAAGUUAUUAUGCGAGUAUAUUCUGUACGAAAUUGUUACAUUCUCGCGUGAAUAGUUAAUAUAUAAUUGUAAGAUACGUAUACUUCCGUAUAAGAUGAGAAAAAAGAAAAUGCAUUUGUCCCUUUUGAGCGCGUAGUUUUACCUACGUUACAUGCCCAAACAUAUCCACGGUUGUGUGGGAGGUAAUAAUCAAAUCUUCAAUCUUUAUAGCAUUGAAAAUUAUGAAACAAACGCGUCUGUUUUAAAAUCACAUUGACGCGAUGUAAUAGAAUUUAAACGAGUAAUUAAAAAAAGGUAGAUUCUUUAAUUCUUUGUUUUUAAACAAAUCAUAUAAUGAAGCUCAUCCAAGCUAGUGAAUUAAAUGGACUUAAAUAACCGAUGAAUCGUACGUGUGCGAAUACGUUAACUCGGAAACCUUUUUAUGAGCGUUCCGAUGGAUUAUUUCAACUAUAAAAUUGUAUUACAUUAAUGGAUAAAUGUAUAUGCAUAAUAUUCACCAAUGUACCACCCAUUCAAACUGCUUACAGAUAUAUUUCUUACAUUUAAAGCAAAUCUAGAUAUCAUUUAGACGAGGCACACAAGAACUGCAUAGAUUUUCUUGUCCAUACAUACACAUGCAAAUUAUUCAUAUCAAUUUUUAACUAUAUUACCAACGACAUCACGGUUCUUAUUUAAUC